Molecule: messenger RNA, 496 nt
Organism: Drosophila kikkawai
Lineage: Eukaryota; Metazoa; Arthropoda; Insecta; Diptera; Drosophilidae
Source: RefSeq, a predicted model, not a curated record
AGUAAAAAUUUUGAAUUUCAGACGCCAAGUCGGCCCAGAAGAAGUCCUGGUGUAAUCGAACAAGAGAGAGAGCCAUGUUGGUCAAGGUCUUAAUGCUCGCAUUGCUCGCGUCCUUGGGUGUCCAGGCGAAGCCCCAGCUGUUGGUCUCGGCGCCCGUGAGUUAUGCCACCGCCGGAGUGGGUGGCGCUGCCUGGGUGGGACACGCCUCCGCCUACUAUCCGGCGUAUGCCAGCUAUGGCUAUCCGGCCUACGCGGCGUAUGCGUAUGCACCGGUUUAUGGCGCAUACGCCACGUAUCCCUACUAUCCAUAUCUCAGGCGAUGAAGCUGGCAUGCGUUUCUCCAACGGAAAUGGAAAUUUUACCGAGAACACAAUAUUCCAUUAAUCACGCUCGGUGUGCGUGAGUGUGCGUGUGUAGUUUGAUUUAAGAAAUUUAAUUGUUCAGUGUUUUGUUUUAUUGUUAAAACGCUUUUUUUGUAUUUUGGGUAAUCCUAAAU